Aethina tumida (small hive beetle) is the source of this 2334-nucleotide messenger RNA. RefSeq names its product PHD finger protein 21A. The record is from RefSeq and is a predicted model, not a curated record. NCBI's taxonomy places the organism in Eukaryota, Metazoa, Arthropoda, Insecta, Coleoptera, Nitidulidae. Bases 471 to 2174 code for a protein of 567 amino acids. The transcript has 8 exons.
UAGUAAAAUAGAUUCAAUUGUCAGUUUGUAACAGAUCAAUUUAUUUAAUUUAAAAAACCUUUAUUAAAACAAUCGUUAACCAUAAGCAUGGCCAUAGUUUACUAAUUGAAUAACUAUAAUAAUUAAUAAAUUGCGUAAGUUGAAUCAUUUUGGAAGAACGGCCACGCGAAGAUCGUACGCUCGUGACUUGCCGAACACGACCGAUGGCCGUUAUCGUCGAUAAUUUGGAGUUUGGUAAAUUAUAUUAUGGACAUUUAUUUAUCGAAGUUUAUGAUUUUAAUUUGUUGUCAAACUAUUGUAAAGUGGUGUUGGCGGGUUGUUAGGGUGCGUACGUGCCCAGUGCCGACAGUUGUGCGUUAGUUAGCGUCUCCGUUGGAAGUUUAUAUCAAGUAUGCGCCUCGCACAAGUUUAAGCCCGGCCGAGCACAACUAUUUGUCCGUGGUGCACGUUGAUUCCACUAAUUCCGUUUUAUGGGACUGUUGCAGAAUAAAAUGAAGGAUCUGGAAAUAAGCAAAGAAUUAAAAUGCAACAUAGAGUCGAACCAGAACCAAUUGAAAAACGCUAUCUUCAACCACCAGAUCAUCCUGCAAAAAAUUAAAGACGGAUCUGAGCCAACAGCAGAUCAACAAACUGAAUUGAUCAAAGCUGAGGAAGAAAUAAUUUUGAUCGGUCUUCAACAAAAAUCCUUGCUGCAACUUCUCAGAGAUGAAUUCAAGUCUAAUCAGAAACUUCAAAAAUCGAGUCCCGUGAAAAACGGCAACGAUGAUAAAAAAGCAAACUUAUUAAACAGGAAUCGGAAACAAAAUAUUUCAUUGACCAGAUCUCCGUCAGCAACAAACGACGAUGCCUCUGAAGACUCGGUGGACAAUGCGUCGAUCGAAUCGUCGACGAUGGACAGGGAAAAACGUCCACUCAGUCCGCACGACAUGUCCCAAACCGAAUUCCUUAGCUACUUCAACCUGUGCACCCACGACGUCUACAGGGAGAUGCAAAGUAGGCGGGUGGAACGGAAGAGACGCAGCACCGCCAAUCCGCAUUUCCUCUACGGCGGACGCGGCUACGAAUACACUUCCACCGGAAAAAGGAAACGUAACGCAUACUUGGUGUCGGGCAUGUCCCCGCCCCAAACACGCCAGUCCACGAAGCGUCGCUCGGCCGCCGAGAAGGCCUCCCCGCCCCAACCGUCCAAACAGUCCGCCCCGUGGCCACCCGCCCACAAGGACAAAGAGACAGCGGCCGCGUCGGGCGCCGCCGUCGCCGCCGAGCUGAAGAACGGCACGGAGAACGGCACCACCAUCACCACCGUCUAUCCCUCCUUCCCGGCCAUCCCGAACCUGCCCAGCGGGCUGAUUAUCGAACGCGUCAGUCCCGGGUCGCCGUCACCCGACUCCAAGACGUGCAUCAAAUGCAAACAACCCGGUGCGUUGACGGUUUGCGAGGUGUGCGCGAACGGCUUCCACGUCAGCUGCCACAACAGGCCGCUGACGCAGACGCCGCGCCAAUGUCCCAGGUGCAUCACGAGGGAGGUGCGCACCGUCGGGUCGCUGACGGUGCCCUCCGGCAUGACCGUGUCGUGCAUCCAUCCAUCGGACGUCACAGAAAAGGUGAGGGACAGAGACGCCCUCCUAUCGAAAAACGAGUCGUUGAACGCCGAACUGAUCAAACUCCAAGACAGACAUACGGAACUGACGAUAUCAUUAAAAUCGCAACAGUCUCACCAGCAAGAGUUGCUGAUGACGCAGCAAACGACAGAACAAAAGAUUCAACAGAUUUUCAAGUUUAUUAACGCCGUUAAACAGCCGGAACAAAAACCGCAGGAAAAUGAUGAAGCUGAGGUUGUGGAAGAACCGGACAAUAAACUUCAGUUAUCGAUUAAUUCGGAGGAGUGUGAUGAUCCCGAAGAGGCGAAUAAAUCUGGAAAUUCGUCGUGUAAAUCGGUUGAUUCGCCUAAAGCACAAGAUUCACCGUGUAAAUCGGACGAUUCACCGAAAUCGAGGGAUUCGUCCUGUAAAUUAGAUGAUUCACCUAAGUCGAGGAGUUCGUCCUGUAAAUCGGAUGAUUCACCUAAAUCUUUUUGUAAAUCGAGUGAUUCGCCUAAAUCAAUGAAUUCGCCGAGUAAAUAUGAUGAGUCUCCGGAUCAGUCGAUUAAAUCGGAUAGUUCACCGACUAAAUGAUUACUUCCGUUAUUGUUCGGUUUCAUAUCAGGAUGUUAAGUAUUAAAUUUUAUUGUUUUAAAAGUUUUACGAUGGAUAUUUUUGUAUGUGUAGAUAUAUUGAUGUUUGAUUGUUAAGACUGAAAUGUUAAACUAAUUUUAUAAUAAAAAAUUUAAAAUAA